UGACGGUUAAAGCAGGAAAAACACGCACAUGUGGGAGCUGCGUGGAAGCCUGGGCUUCAACAAACUUGUUUCUGAAAACCACACGACAUGAGUGAAGCGGAACGUUACCCCCCUCCGGACUUUAGCUGCCCGCCAGCGAGCUCCAGCCAGCCUCUCCUUCAGCCACCCCGCUUCAGUGGCUUCCAUCCGGGCAUGUGGAGCUGGACCGAGUCGCCGUGCGAGCCCAGUCGGGUCGGUCCGGGAUGGCAUCACCAAGAACCAGCGCCUAGUUUUGGUUUUCAACCGGGCUGGGGAAAUUCUGGACACGCACAUCCAUAUCGUCCAAAUUUCGGCAACGAAUGGUAUCAAAGAGGAAGAAGUAAUAAUGGACCUCCCUACCAACCUUGGAAAAAGCAGAAGAACAAGAAGGAGCCGGAGUUUUCUCAUUUCUGUGACACCUGUGACCGGGGCUUCAAAAACCAGCAGAAAUACGACGAACACAUUUCUCAGCACGUCAAGUGUUCGGUGCCUGAUUGCAGCUUCAUGGCUCAUGAAAAAUUAGUUGCCAUCCAUUGGAGACAUAAUCAUGCGCCAGGAGCCCGAAGAAUCAAGCUGGACACUGAAGAAGAGAUCUCUAAGUGGAGGGAGGAAAGGCGCAAAAACUAUCCAACACUGGAAAAUGUUGAAAAAAAGAGGAAAAUUAUGGAGCUGCGACAGGAAACGGGAGGUGUUCUCGAGACGGCUCAGUUUGGACGAAUGAGAGGCAGAGGUCGUGGAUGGAGGGGCAGGGGAUUCAAAGGACGACAUCAACCGCGUCCAGCGAACUGGAAGACUCCAGAGAACCCCAAACCCCUCAACCAGGUAUCCCAGGAGGGGGAUCCAUUAGGAGUCUUGGCCAGUGGUGACCAUGAUUCAGACAGAGAGGACAAAGACCGGAAGGCCCUGGUUGUGGCCCCUAAACAGAUGAGCUCGGCUCUCGGCUCCCUGAUGUCCAACUACGGCUCCAUGAGUGAGAGUGAAAGUGGUGAUGAACCAGAGGUUACACCGAUUCAAAGAGCUGAAGAGCUCGUCCAAGAAAACCAGACCAUACUAAACGGAGCAAACUCUGAGGGCAGCAAACCGUCCAGAUGUGUGGAAGCCUUGACGAAGGGCACAGAGACCAGAGACCGUGCUGAGAUGGUCGUCAACCCUGACAGCAGAAAAAGUGAUAGAGGACGAGGACGAGGAAGGGGAAGAGGAAGAGGACACCGUGAUGCGCCUCAAAUACGUCAACCUACAUUGCUAGAAAUGUUGCUGGCACCUGAUAUCCGCCACGAAAGGAACGUCCUCCUUCAGUGUGUGCGCUUCGUCGUCCGCAACAACUUCUUUGGGCUGGAUCAGACCAAAGAGAGUAAAGACAAAACCCCUCCAGCUCUCCCAGCUGAAAGGGACGACCAAGUGAAAGUGAGCGAUGUGCCACCCAUACCUGCCGGUGAUGAUGGACUUUCCACAAAUGGAGCUGAAGCUGACCCAGAAACUGUGAACAAUUUGAAAGAAGAUAAAGACGUGGACUCGAUGAUUUGUGAAGAACCUGCAUCACAAGUCGAAGAAGCUGAAACCACCGAAAACAUCACACCCUCUUAUAGUGACUAUGCUGUUGAGAUAUGGGAGUUUGAUGGGUCUUCUGUAUGAAAUAAAAUUAUAAAACACAGUUUUAUUAUGUUCUAAAUCAAAAUACACAAGAAUCUUCUCUUUUAUUAUAAUUGUUGGACCUUUAUUAUAAAAUGGUCUGCUUUUCUUUUGUAAAAUAAAUGUUUAGUUUUGAUUA
Messenger RNA from Oryzias melastigma (Indian medaka), 1786 nucleotides. RefSeq names its product nuclear FMR1 interacting protein 1 (gene nufip1). The coding region runs from base 88 to 1650 and encodes 520 amino acids. NCBI's taxonomy places the organism in Eukaryota, Metazoa, Chordata, Actinopteri, Beloniformes, Adrianichthyidae. Gene Ontology annotation, cellular component: nucleus. Gene Ontology annotation, biological process: box C/D snoRNP assembly. The record is from RefSeq and is a predicted model, not a curated record. Gene Ontology annotation, molecular function: RNA binding. The transcript is spliced from 10 exons.